Molecule: messenger RNA, 2026 nt
Organism: Camponotus floridanus (Florida carpenter ant)
Lineage: Eukaryota; Metazoa; Arthropoda; Insecta; Hymenoptera; Formicidae
Product: coiled-coil domain-containing protein 174
Exons: 2
Coding region: 272-2026 (584 amino acids)
Cellular component (GO): nucleus
Source: RefSeq, a predicted model, not a curated record
UAACCUCAAAAUAGUACAUAAUUUCUAAAGAGUUGCAACAGUUUUGUUAAAGUAGUAUUUUAAUUCCUAUUAUUGAAUGUUAUCAAAUGUAUUCGCAGUUCAUAUUAUUUGUAUAAAACAUAUAUUUUAAGUUUCUAUUGAAUCAAUAGGUACAUGAAGAACACAGAUUAUACUAAUCGUCGAUAUUUUCACGUAAAUCUUUAUUAAGAAAACUCGUUAUUACUUUUACAAAGAGUAUUUAUUGACCUUAAUUAAGGUUGACAAUCCAAUAAUGAAUAUGACCAAGAAAAUCAAUGUCAAUUUUUCAUCCUUGGUUGGUUUGAAAGCAGAGCUGUUGAGGAAACAAGCCGAAGUAAAUGAGGCAAAAUUAAAAGCAGAGUCCACCAAUGUGCAACCACAGCUGAAUAAAAAAAGGAAUAAGAAAAUUGUUGCGGAGGAUGUGGAAAAAAAUCCUAAAGAACUGAUAGAUACAGAGGACAUUAUUGCCCAUAAAAAAUCAAAACUGAUGUUGGAAGCUAAAACAAGAUUGUAUGAGAGAUUACAGAAAUCCAAAAAUAAUAAUGACAAAUUUCUUGUUGAUUUUAAGAACAAAUUGGAUGAACCUGAAGAAUUUGUUGAUGAAGAGAUUAAUGAACAACAUCCAAUAGAGCCGGAAGAAGGUUGGGUCGAGUAUCAAGAUUGUUUUGGAAGGACCAGAAAAUGUCUGCGGGAAGAUUUGCCGCAUAUGCAAAAGAAAGAUGACUUAAUAAAACAAGAAAUAAUGAAGAAAAAUGCCAAUGAAGGCGAACAAGAAGAAAACAAGGAACAAUAUCCUAUCCAAGAAAAAGAACCUGAGAUAGAAAUUAUGAGGAGGAAAUGGGAAGAACAAACACAAAAGCUUGCAGAUAAAGUUGAUAUACAUUAUCAAGAUAUAUUGUUUGACGAAGCGCGAACGCAUGGUGUUGGUUACUAUGCAUUUUCUCAAGAUGAGGAGCAGAGAGUGAAGCAACAAGAGAAUCUAGCAAAUUUAAGGAAGGAAACAGAGAGAAGACAGAAAGAAAUGAAAGAGAUUAAGGAAUUGAAAGAGAGAAUGGAACAAAAUAGAUUAAAGGCGGCAAGAAUUAGACAGCGGAUCAGAGCAGGCUUGCCAGCGGAACCUACAGAAGAGGAAUUGGUAUUAGAAAACAAGUUAAUUAAUUCUACCGAUAAUGAAGCUAACAAAGAUAAUAAUAAAUCUAUUGAAAAUGAUAAUGGAAAUCCUAAUGUGGAAACUGAUCAUAAAUCUGCAAACAUCGUGGGAACUGAAACCACGCACCAGGAAGAAAAGAAUAAUGAUGAAGAUAAAAUAAAAGCCUUUGGAGAACUAUUGGGUAAAAAGAAUCAUUGGCAUGUAAUGUCACAAGAAGAAUGGGUACAUAAAUGUAGAGAACAAAGAAUUGGUGAAUUUGGACCCGUUUAUGAUAAUUUUACAAGUGCUGGAUUUUACAAUUCUAAAAAUAUUGAUGAGCAAUUAAUUCAUGAUAAACAGCUUGAUAAAACAGAAAAUUGUGAAUCUCAAGAACCCAUUGCAAAAUCUAAUAUCAGUUUGCAAAGUUAUGAAGAUAGUAAUGAGUCUAGCAAUGAAAUAAUCUCCAUUGCAAAAAAUGUUGAUAGUCAAAAUGAUAAAAGCAAUUUAGUAGAAUAUAAUAGUACAAUAAAUAAGAGUAACGUUGGAUACGAGUUGCCUAAAUAUACAACAGAAUCGGUGUUGAACCCUGUUACAAGUUUAUCUAAUUUAUUGCCUUCUCAGAGACAAACUGUUUCAUAUCCAUUGUCUCAUCUAUCUAAUAAUUAUUCAGCAAAUAAGUAUGGUUAUCUUGGGACACCUGAACAGCAUAAAUUGCCAAAUAACAUGAAUAUUCCUCUUCCUGGUGAGAUUUCAUCUUCCAGUGACAAAUCCACUCUCACAAACAAAAAAGAAACAGUGUCACGAAAUAUAAACGAGGAUAGUAUAAUGGCUGGUCUAAAAUAUUUGAGAGAAAAAUUUGAAGAAAAUCACAACAAGUAG